Molecule: messenger RNA, 1345 nt
Organism: Phycodurus eques (leafy seadragon)
Lineage: Eukaryota; Metazoa; Chordata; Actinopteri; Syngnathiformes; Syngnathidae
Exons: 6
Coding region: 222-746 (174 amino acids)
Source: RefSeq, a predicted model, not a curated record
UCUCUGAGCAGAGAGGAGCAACCUGUGGUUCCCUCAUAUCCUUCAGUGUCGGAGUGGGUUCAGCAUCUACGUGCAUAUCUACCUGUAUUCCCUCUCGUGAAACAGAAGUGUCUCAUUGGAUCUUUUACUUAUUUGCACUGUUGAAAAGGACUAUUGGUGAGGAACAUGGAAUAAUAGACAGCAUCCUCUAAACGAGACGUCUUUAGACCAAGCAGGCGCAAAUGGAUGGAGCAAAUGAGAAAUCAGUAGAAGAUGUCAUCUCCAUGGCUGAUUCAUCAGUCAAACUCGAGGACAUUGAAGGGGAGCUGUUCAAAAUUGAGCGACUACGAAACAUCCUUGUGCGGAGAGAAUCAGAGCUGAGAUACAUGAUGGAUGACAUUCAGUUGUGUAAUGAAAUCACAAGGCUGAAGAGAGAGCUGCAGAAACUGGUCUCAAUUCCAGACCAAGACAAGUCCAGGGACGAUAAGACGAGGCAGGAGGAGCUGUUGCAGCAGAUCAGCAAGCUGGUGGAGACCAGAGACUUCCUCGUAGAUGAUGUGGAGUUUGAGCGGCUCAGAGAAAGAGAAGAAGACAGAGAAAUGGCAGCGUUUUUGCAGCCCAGAUUCCAAAGUAUUUUGGGUACAAAAGGUGUUCUGCAAGAUCAGAAGGUGGUGUCCAAAUCUCUGCCCACACCAGCGCCAUUUAUCACUAAAACUGGACUAACGCUACUGAAAGACUGCUGCGGUUUCACGUGCUCCAUCAUGUAACACAUCCGUGUGCUAGCCUACACUUCAUUGUGUGCCCAACAACCGCUGAUGGUAUUUGGAAGGAAACAGUUUUGGUGAGCCAAACCUGGUCCCCUUAAAGGGUUCAUUUUAACCUGUUAAUUGUUGUGAUUUUACAGUAAGGGAAAAGCGUUAGUGGGUGAAGCUAACUCCUUGUUAGACAAAAGCAAGUUGUGAAAAUAGGCUAGACAUGCAUUCAAAAGUUUACAGCGGGACAAAUUAUGAUCACCUGUCAAGGUUAUAGUCAGUGCAUUUUGGCGUCAGUCUGAAAUUUCACCUGAAAGCCAAAUAAUGUCAUCAAAAUAUAAAAUACACAAACAUAAGUGUGCAUGUUAAUGUGAUGUGGCAUGACAAGAUUGUUUUAUCUUACUGUGUUUGUAUAUGUACUAUCCAAACUGUCAUAUUUUAUGCAGUCUUGUUAAAUGACCACAGGAGAGAAGCUAAAAAAAAAAAGUAAUUCACUAACAAUUAGCAUCACUGAGAUUAGGCUGUAACUCAUUUUCAUUUUGGAUUUCAGUACCACAAUUAUACAUGUUGAGUAUUUUACAGCAAAUAGUGUAUCUUUCAGUCAGAGUUCACAU